Messenger RNA from Canariomyces notabilis, 1505 nucleotides. RefSeq lists its product as uncharacterized. Gene Ontology annotation, cellular component: U2-type catalytic step 2 spliceosome; U2-type catalytic step 1 spliceosome; Prp19 complex. NCBI's taxonomy places the organism in Eukaryota, Fungi, Ascomycota, Sordariomycetes, Sordariales, Chaetomiaceae. The coding region runs from base 177 to 1391 and encodes 404 amino acids. The record is from RefSeq and is a predicted model, not a curated record. The transcript is spliced from 3 exons. Gene Ontology annotation, molecular function: pre-mRNA binding; metal ion binding; U6 snRNA binding.
CUUCAACCUCAACGCGCCUCUUCCGAACAUCGUCAUUCGUGUGUUGACUUCUUUUCCACCCUCUCUGCCUCUCACAACCAGAACGACUUGACCUGCAUUCCGGAUCUGGUUGCGCCAAUAGGUAUAAACCGUUGCAAUAUACGCUGCGAUAUUUCGAAAGUCUCUCCGAUCCUGCAAUGGCAGAAGUUGAUACCAGGCCCGAUGUGGCCACGACGGUUGCCGACGACGCUCAAGACCAUGCGCAAGAGCUUGCGCUCGCCACAGCCAGCAACGAAGUAGCACCCCCGACAGAGAAGAAGGUGAAGAAGAUUAUCAGGCGAAAAAAGAGGCCAGCGAGGCCGCAAAUCGAUCCUGCCUUGGUCAAAUCGGAACCGCCGCCGCAGACGGGUACUGUCUUCAACAUCUGGUACAACAAGUGGUCUGGCGGCGAUCGGGAGGACAAAUACCUGUCGCAAACUCACGCCAAGGGGAGGUGUAAUAUUGCCCAGGAUUCGGGAUACACGCGGGCUGAUGCCCGUCCCGGCUCGUAUUUCUGUCUGUUUUUCGCGAGGGGCAUAUGUCCCAAGGGCCAGGACUGUGAUUAUCUACAUAGGUUACCAGGCCUGCACGACAUUUUCAACCCGAAUGUCGACUGUUUCGGACGCGACAAGUUCAGCGACUACCGCGACGACAUGGGCGGCGUGGGUAGCUUUACCCGGCAGAACCGCACAAUAUACAUUGGCAGGAUCCAUGUGACGGAUGACAUCGAGGAGAUUGUUGCGCGGCACUUUGCCGAAUGGGGCCAGAUUGAGCGCAUCCGCGUGCUCAAUACAAGGGGUGUGGCAUUUGUGACGUAUACGAAUGAAGCCAACGCUCAGUUUGCAAAGGAGGCAAUGGCCCAUCAAUCCCUUGACCAUAACGAAAUCCUGAACGUUCGGUGGGCGACGGCGGACCCUAACCCAAUGGCUCAGAAACGCGAAGCCAGACGUAUCGAGGAGCAAGCAGCAGAGGCUAUCCGGAAAGCACUGCCGGCCGAGUACGUAGCUGAGAUUGAAGGGAAGGAUCCGGAGGCACGGAAAAGGCGAAAACUUGAGAGCAGUUAUGGCCUGGAAGGGUACGAGGCGCCCGACGAGGUGCAUUUUGCAAGGGGCCCGAACGCGGUCAACCCAAGAGGAAGGGAAGGCUACGAGCUUGAGCAUGAGCAGCGGCUGCUGCUUGAGGCUUCAGAAGCGGUCCAAGCGGAGGAAGCACACCAUCAAGGACAUGGUGAGGGAACGACAGGUGGAAUUCUUUCCGGAAGUACCUUGGCUGCGUUACAAGCAGCUCAAGUGGCUGUCGCGACAAAACCAAAGGCAUCGGCAGCUUCUUCUGGGCCGUUAGUAGCAUACGGUAGCGACGACGAGGAUGACUGAGGGGGUGUUACAGUGUUUUAACGUAUUUCACUUAGAUCUGUAUAAUGCAUGAUACCAAUACCAUAACAUGCAACCGUACCGCAUGCACCCCCAACCCCCCCUGUAUAUAAACAA